AUGGCGGAGCUCCUCCGGCACCCCACCACAAUGUGCCAGGCGCAGCGCAAGAUCGAUGCCAUGGUGGGGCGUGACAGGGUUGUGGAGGAGAGCAAUCUCCCAAGGCUGAAUUUCCUGCACGCCAUCGUCAAGGAGACGCUGCAAUUGCAUCCGCCAUCGCCAGGAUGCCAAUUCGUGGGAGAGGGCGCUGGAUUUCUGGCCGGAGUGAUUCGAGGAGGGCGCAAAGAAGGGCGUGGAUGUGAGGGGCCAGAAUUUCGAGCUCAUCCCCUUUGGAUCCGGGUGGAGGAUCUGCCCAGGGAUGGGGAUGGGACUCCGGAUGGUGCAGUGUGUGCUGGCGAGGCUGCUGCAAGGAUUCAAUUGGGAGAAAGUGGGAGAGUUGGGAGUUUCAACAGGGAUCCGCACGUUAAGAUCUACAUUCGACCCCGCAAAGACGUGUGA
Selaginella moellendorffii is the source of this 438-nucleotide messenger RNA. Its product is annotated as flavonoid 3'-monooxygenase-like. The record is from RefSeq and is a predicted model, not a curated record. The transcript is spliced from 2 exons. Gene Ontology annotation, molecular function: oxidoreductase activity, acting on paired donors, with incorporation or reduction of molecular oxygen; monooxygenase activity; heme binding. Bases 1 to 438 code for a protein of 145 amino acids. NCBI's taxonomy places the organism in Eukaryota, Viridiplantae, Streptophyta, Lycopodiopsida, Selaginellales, Selaginellaceae.